This is a messenger RNA of Pelecanus crispus (Dalmatian pelican), 6499 nucleotides long. NCBI's taxonomy places the organism in Eukaryota, Metazoa, Chordata, Aves, Pelecaniformes, Pelecanidae. The record is from RefSeq and is a predicted model, not a curated record.
CAGUGACUCCAGCAGCAGCUCGAGCGACGAGUCCCCGGCACGGUCAGUUCAGUCGACAGCCGUCCCAGCGCCUGCAUCCCAGCUGCUUCCAUCUCUGGAGAAAGAUGAACCCCGGAAAAGUUUUGGGAUCAAGGUUCAGAAUCUUCCAGUGCGCUCAACAGAUACAAGCCUUAAAGAUGGACUUUUUCACGAAUUCAAGAAGUACGGAAAGGUGACAUCGGUGCAGAUUCACGGGGCUUCUGAGGAACGGUAUGGACUGGUGUUCUUCCGGCAGCAGGAGGACCAGGAAAAAGCACUAAAUGCCUCAAAAGGAAAACUUUUCUUUGGCAUGCAGAUUGAAGUCACGGCCUGGAUAGGACCAGAAACAGAAAGCGAGAAUGAAUUUCGUCCUUUGGAUGAAAGGAUAGAUGAGUUCCACCCAAAAGCAACGAGAACUCUCUUCAUUGGCAACCUGGAGAAAACAACCACCUACCAUGACCUUCGCAACAUCUUUCAGCGCUUUGGUGGAAUAGUGGAUAUCGACAUUAAGAAAGUGAACGGUUUCCUGCAGUACUGUGAUAUUGCAAGCGUGUGUAAAGCAAUUAAGAAGAUGGAUGGGGAAUAUCUUGGAAAUAACCGGCUCAAGCUGGGUUUUGGAAAGAGCAUGCCUACAAACUGCGUGUGGUUAGAUGGUCUUUCUACAAACGUUACGGAUCAGUAUUUAACUCGACAUUUCUGCCGAUACGGGCCUGUGGUAAAGGUGGUGUUUGACCGCUUAAAAGGCAUGGCCCUGGUUCUCUACAAUGAGAUUGAAUAUGCACAAGCAGCUGUAAAAGAGACCAAGGGGAGGAAAAUCGGUGGGAAUAAAAUUAAGGUGGACUUCGCAAAUCGAGAAAGUCAGUUGGCAUUUUAUCAUUCCAUGGAGAAAACGGGUCAAGACAUCAGAGACUUUUAUGAAAUGCUGGCAGAAAGAAGCAGAGAUGAAAGAAGAGGAUCUUAUGAAUAUGCCCCUGAUCGUACUUACUAUGAGACCGUUCGGACUCCAGGGACGUAUCCUGAAGAUCCUCGGCGAGAAUACCCAGCUCGAGGCAGAGAAUUUUACGCAGAGUGGGAUCCCUACCAAGGAGACUACUAUGACCCGCGAUACUACGAUGACCCACGCGAGUACAGGGAUUACAGGGGCGAUCCAUAUGAGCAAGACAUAAGGGAGUACAGUUACAGGCAACGGGAGAGAGAGAGGGAGAGGGAACGGUUCGAAUCCGAUCGGGACAGAGACCACGAACGGAGACCGAUUGAACGGAGCCAGAGCCCGACGCACUCCAGGCGUCCGCAGAGUCCUGGGGCGUCUCCCUCGCAAUCGGAAAGGCUGCAGAGCGAUUCGGAGAGGAGGAUUUACAGCAGGUCAUCGGAUCGCAGUGGCAGCUGCAGCUCUCUGUCUCCUCCACGAUAUGACAAGCUCGACAAAGCCCGCGUGGAACGUUACGCAAAAAAUGAAAAAACGGAGAAAGAGCGUGCUUUCGACCAGGAGAGGAUCGACAAGGAGAAACGCUUGGUGAGAAAGGAAAAGCCGGAAAAAAUAGAAAAGGAGAAAACGGAUAAGCAAAAACGAAAAGCAAAAAUCCAUUCGCCCAGCUCUCAGUCUUCGGAAACGGAUCAAGAGAAUGAGAGAGAGCCCAGCCCUGAAAAAUCGAAGGGCAAUAGUAAACAAAGUAAAGAGAGAGGUGACAAAGAAGGGACAGCUAAAAACCGCCUGGACCUAAUGCCCUGCGUUGUGUUGACCCGAGUAAAAGAAAAGGAAGGGAAAGUUAUUGAUCAGCCUGCUUUGGAGAAACUGAGAGCAAAGCUUGAUAAUGACACUAUGAAGUCCCCGCUUCUUGAACAAAAAACACAGACAUCUCAAGCUGAGCAAACCAAGUCUGAUCAGUCUAAACUGGAACCUGUCAGAACCAAGGUACAAAAAGAGAAAGCCCUUGCCAGUCACGUAGAAGUGGUGGAUAAGGAGGGAAAACUGAAACCCAAAAAGCACUUGAAGACAGAGCAAACUUCUGAGGGGGCCAACGCGGUAGAUCUAGACAAGUUGGAGGCUCGUAAAAGACGUUUUGCUGAUGCAAAUCUGAAGACUGAGAGGCAAAAACUGGAAGCAAAAAGAAGCAGCCAAGAUGAGGAAGACGCACGCAUGGUUUUGAAAAAGCAGCUUGAUGCAACGGCUUCGUCUAGAGAAGCGACAAUGUUAAGGGAAGGAGAAUUGGAGAGAAAACCCCUGAGGAAGGAGGUGCUUAAAAGGGAAUCUAAAAAACUCAAACUGGAAAGACUUAUCCCUGUUACUAGUCCCAAAGAAAUUCAGGAGACUCUUAAUGUUGGUGGCAUUGGCAUGCGUCCCACCCUAGAUCUCCAGACGAGGCUAAUGGAGACAGCCGAUGAACCAGUGGAAGUUCAGGAACUCUCUUCUAAAAAACUGAAUCCAGUAAAACCCCAGCAUAAACAGGUACAGCUAGUAGAUGACCAAGGAACAGAGAGGGAGGAUGCCAGGAAGAAUUACUCUGGUCUUCCUGAAGACACACCUGACCAUAAACUGGGCCAAGAGAAACCUCAGUCAGCUGAUACGGAGGAGAAAAUUGGCAUUGACAUUGACCACACGCAAAGCUACAGGAAACAAAUGGAGCAAAGUCGUAGGUUAAAACAGCAGCUGGAAAUGGAGAUAGCCAAGUCUGAGAAGUUCGGCAGCCCAAAGAAAGACGUAGAUGAAUAUGAGAGGCGGAGCUUGGUCCAUGAGGUGGGAAAACCUCCGCAAGAUGUCACCGAUGACUCUCCACCAAGUAAAAGGAAAAAGACUGACCAGUUUGACUUUGAAAUUAGCACUAAAAGAGAAAGAAACUACAGAAGUUCUCGACAGGUGAGUGAGGACUCCGAAAGGACGUCCUGUUCCCCUAGCAUCAGGCACUUCCCUUUCCACGAAGAUGAUGACACGCUCGAUUCUCCGAGGCUAAUGCCAUUAAAGGAAACCAAAGAGUCACCUAAAAUAGAAGAAAAGGGUCUUUCGUAUUCCAACAUGACUGUGAGGGAGGACUCGCUGAAAUUUAAUCCUUACGAUUCCAGCAGAAGGGAGCAGAUGGCAGAAAUGGCUAAAAUAAAACUAUCCGUGCUGAGUUCUGAAGAUGACUCGAGUAGGUGGGAAACACAAGUGAAGCAGGAGCCCGGUAGAGUUGAUAUCAGCUUUCCGAGCAGCAUCGUCAAAAGAGACAGCAUACGCAAGCGGUCCGUCCGAGACCUGGAACCCGGGGAGGUGCCUUCAGAUUCGGAUGACGACAGUGAAAACAAGCCCCAUUCCCCGAAAGCCUCGUCCUUGUUAGAGAGUUCCAGGUUGUCUUUUUUAUUAAGGGACAGAGAAGAGAAGUUACGUGAAAGAGAGGAAAGACUGUCAAGUUCCUUAGAAAGAAACAAAUUUUACUCUUUUGCGUUGGACAAGACAAUCACACCAGACACAAAGGCCUUGCUGGAAAGAGCUAAAUCUCUCUCUUCGUCCAGAGAAGAAAAUUGGUCCUUUCUAGAUUGGGAUUCAAGAUUUGCUAGUUUUAGAAACAAUAAAGACAAAGAGAAGGUCGACUCAGCUCCGAGACCUAUUCCAUCUUGGUAUAUGAAAAAGAAAAAAAUCAGGACCGAUUCAGAAGGUGGAAAACUGGAUGAUAAGAAAGAAGAUCAUAAAGAGGAGGAGCAAGAGAGACAGGAACUGUUCGCUUCUCGGUUUUUGCAUAGUUCAAUCUUUGAACAGGACUCCAAGCGCCUGCAGCAUUUAGAGAGAAAAGACGACGAUCUCGACUUCAUUUCUGGUAGAUUGUAUGGGAGACAGUCUUCCUCCGAUGGGACUAACAGUGCAGCUGAUUUGGUGCAAGAACCGGUGGUUCUCUUCCACAGUAGAUUUGUUGAACUAACGCGAAUGCAGCAGAAAGAAAAGGAGAAAGAUCAGAAACCAAAGGAAGUGGAAAAACAGGAAGAUAAAGAAAACCGGCCGAAAACGCCAGAAACGGUUCCUGAUAGUAAAGAACCAGAACAUAAAACUUCCUCAGUGGUUGGUCCCUCUUCGGUCGCUGUCCUACCACAGGAACCAGCACCAGCUGCUCCUGAGAAGGUAGCAAACGAAAAGGUAGUGGUGGAAACAGCUUCUGUAAAAGAAGAAAAACCGUCUGAACCUGCUUCUACAGCAGAGGAACAAAAACCUUUUCCUGAACUUGCUGCUCCUGUCAAAAUUGAACCACCCGAGCAAACCGAGCCCCCGCCGGUCGUAGAAGCUAGUAAAGAAGUUGUUGCUACAACCCUGGCACCAGAGGAAGACGCUGUGGCAACAGAGCAUCCUUCAUACUUGGAUACCAAGCCUCCUACUCCCGGAGCUUCUUUAGACAUCAGUGUAGAUCCAGAACCUGAAGCUGCCCAGUUGAUUCCACCCCCGCCCAAGCUAGUUCAGAAGUCCGAUGAGACUGCCGAACCUAAAGAAGAAAAUCCUCCGCCUUCUGCCAACGCUGAUGCUAGUGCGAGUCAAAAGGUAGAGGCGGCUGCUGAGGUCCUGCCGCCUGUUUCUGACAAUGAUAUGGAAGUCGAACCUCCGGUUGUUGUAAAAGAUAAAAAGUCCUACAAGAGUAAACGCUCCAAGACUCCUGUGCAAUCGGCUGCAGCUAACAUCACGGAAAAGCCCGUCACGAGGAAGAGCGAAAGAAUUGACCGUGAAAAACUCAAAAGGUCGAGCUCUCCUCGUGGGGAGACGCAGAAGCUUUCUGAAUUGAAAGUGGAGGCCGAGAAGGUUUCGAGGAAUGCUGCUAAAUCCCCUAGUUCUGCUGCAGAGCCGGAAAACGUGGAGCCAAGCUUGCCAAUAGGCCGGACUAGGCGCAGAAACGUAAGGUCAGUCUACGCUACCACAGGGGACAAUGAAGGCCCAUCUCCGGUGAAGGACUCCGUGGAGGUCACUAGAUCCACCAGGAAGAGAGGGGAAAAGGAACCUCAGGAAACAGUGACAACUGUUCCUACGACCCCGAGGAGGGGAAGACCUCCGAAAACCCGUCGUAAGCCAGAGGAGGACAUCUCUCCAAUAAAGACAGAGCCGGUACAGCAAGAGGCGGAGGAGGCUGAAACUAAAGAUGCUGUGGAAGCUCCUAAGCCUGCAGAAGGUUGGAGGUCUCCUAGAUCCCAGAAGCUAACACACAGUCACUCAUCAGCUGCUACCAGCCAACAGGGGAAGAAAGGGAAGAAUGAACCGAAAGCCGAUACCUCGGCUGAAUCUGAAGAUGCUGCUGAAAGAAGCAGUCAGGAAUCGAGUGUCGGUGACAACAGCAAUAAAGCAAAAGCCACUGAGAAAGAGCCGGCGGCGAGCGAGCAGAAACGUGAUAGGAAAGAAUUGGAUGCGGAGAAGAACCAGCUAGAAAUCCCCACGGUUGAGAUCAUUGAGAAGAAGCCGGUGCCGGAAAAGGUUACGAAAUCCAAAAGGGGAAGGUAUAAGAAUACCAAAACUGUCGUAGAUAAAGCAUCCGUCUGUCUCAAAAAUGUAGAAAUACGCCUCAAUGUGGACGAAGUCAAGGGUGCCUUGCGGCCGACUGAAGAGGAAGUAGAGCCGGUGGCGGUGUCGCCGGCCAAAAUGAAGAGCCCCCCAAAAGAGGACAUCUUGCCACCCCAUUUUGCUAAGAAUGAGGUAGAAGAUUCAUUCCCAGAAACAGAAAAGGAGGUGAUGCGGGAACCAAAGCAGUCCCCUGAAGCUGCCCAGUUAGCAAAACAGAUUGAACUCGAGCAGGCCGUGGAGAAUAUUGCAAAACUCACCGAAACUCCUCCGUCAAUUGCUGCCUACAAAGAGCCGACGGCAGAUGUGCCUGAAGUUCGUCAGGAGGAGGAAGGAGAUAAACCCGCGCAUCAGGCUAGUGAGACAGAGCUGGCAGCAGCCAUUGGCUCCAUCAUCAAUGAUAUUUCUGGAGAGACGGAAAGCUUUCCUGCACCCCCGACGUAUCCCGCUGAAUCGGAAGCUGAAAUCCCCGCAGAGCCCUUGGUGUUACCGUCACCUCGGGAGGAGAUGGAGCCUGAGACUGAUCAAGCAGUGAAUAAUAUCCUAGAAACUGAGGCUGCCGUCGAGCCCGCGGUGCAGCCGGUUCCCAGCUCUGCCCCAUCGGUGGUAGAAGCGGAGAGCAAGGAGGCUGAAGUCAGCUUCAGCGAAUCUUCCAACUCUGCACAGGAGGCCGAGACCUUGCAGGAAGCUGAAGUUGCUCGGAAGGAAAAGGGCCGUCAGAAAACCACGCGGCAGAGGCGCAAAAGGAGCACGGGCAGAAAGGGUGAUGCCGUUGAAGUCAACGCCUUCGAGCCAGAGAGGGUGCAGAGCAAGUCGCCCCCCGCCAGCGAAGUAAAGACAAAACCCGAAGAAGCUUUGAAGGAGGAAAAGCAAACUAAAACCACGGCUCAGGUGUCCAUGGAGCCAAGCGCUUCCGAUGUCAGCAAGGCUGCGGCUGCUGACGUUGUGGCCGCGCAUGAAGCUGUCGCGGAGAGCAGCACC